Molecule: messenger RNA, 6222 nt
Organism: Mus musculus (house mouse)
Lineage: Eukaryota; Metazoa; Chordata; Mammalia; Rodentia; Muridae
Gene: Adgrf2
Product: adhesion G protein-coupled receptor F2
Exons: 10
Coding region: 1865-3886 (673 amino acids)
Biological process (GO): G protein-coupled receptor signaling pathway; tooth mineralization; cell surface receptor signaling pathway
Cellular component (GO): membrane
Molecular function (GO): transmembrane signaling receptor activity; G protein-coupled receptor activity
Source: RefSeq, a predicted model, not a curated record
AGGUGGAUGGUACUAGCCCUUGGGCAGGUGGAUGGUACUAGCCCUGGGCAGGUGGAUGGUACUAGCCCUGGGCAGGUGGAUGGUACUAGCCCUGGGCAGGUGGAUGGUACUAGCCCUGGGCAGGUGGAUGGUACUAGCCCUGGGCAGGUGGAUGGUACUAGCCCUGGGCAGGUGGAUGGUACUAGCCCUGGCCAGGUGGAUGGUACUAGCCCUGGCCAGGUGGAUGGAACUAGCCCUGGCCAGGUGGAUGGUACUAGCCCUUGGGCAGGUGGAUGGUAGUACCCCUGGGCAGGUGGAUGGUAUUAGCCCUGGCCAGGUGGAUGGUACUAGCCCUGGCCAGGUGGAUGGAACUAGCCCUGGCCAGGUGGAUGGUACUAGCCCUUGGGCAGGUGGAUGGUAGUACCCCUGGGCAGGUGGAUGGUACUAGCCCUGGCCAGGUGGAUGGUACUAGCCCUGGCCAGGUGGAUGGUACUAGCCCUGGGCAGGUGGAUGGUACUAGCCCUGGCCAGGUGGAUGGAACUAGCCCUGGGCAGGUGGAUGGAACUAGCCCUGACAGGUAAAUGGUACUAGCCCUGCUCUCCAAUCUGUGCCUCCAGGUUUCCUCCCUGAUGGUGUCUUCCCUUUCUGAUAACUAUGAGCUGUAAAGUGAAAUGAUCCCCCUCUUCCCUAAGUUGCUUCUGUUCAUGGUGUUUUUCACAUCGCUGGAAAGCAAACUAGGACAGGGUGCCUCUCACCGUGCUACAUGAAAUUUCUCUGUGGGUGUCUAAAACGAAAUGACCAUAUGCUACAUAAGCAGGAGUGUAGCUUUCCAAACAUGAAGAAGAAAGGCAAAAGCACCUGAAUACUUAAACAGAACCAAACAAAGCACUGCCUCCAAAGAAAACCAUCCCAAAUCCAGCCCCACCCCAAACAAACAAACAAACAAACAAACAAACAAACAAACAAACUUGAAAAGGAUUUUUAGUUGCUCUAAGUUUAAAAAGGGUAUGAUCCUGAUGUUGCUCAAGAGUCCAUGAGAUUGUAUUAGUCAGGAUAGGAUAGGGUGUACUUCAGUAAAAACUAACUCCCAGAUACCAGUGACUAAGAAAAACAACAACCUUUUCUUAUGCCCACUGCCAGUUGGUGACAUGCUAUCCAGGCUGGUGGAGGAACCGACAUUCUGAAUUGUUGGCCCCCAUAGUAGAAUUAUCUGUGUCUCCCAAACCAUAAAGGGGUGGAAAAAUCUCACUACCACUUGUUCCUGGAAGUAAGGACAAGAAGGACUAGGUGAAAACCUGCUAGCAUAACAUUAGUGCCUCCAAAGCCAGAGGGUUACAGCUCCUGUGUAGACAACUUGUGGUUUUAUAUCUGACUCGGGUAGACUUGCCAGGAUGAGAAGGUAUAGGUCAAAUGCCACAAUUCUCAUGCCACCGCCACAACCCCUUUGUCUCCUUUAUCAUCUCUGGAUUGAGAGAGAGAGAGAGGGAGAGAGAGAGAGAGAGAGAGAGAGAGAGAGAGAGAGAGAGAGAGAGAGAGAGUGUCAGAGUCACUUGGCACGUGACUCAUUUACUCUCCAGCUCCGUGCCUCUCCCAGUACAGAUGCUACUCUCAGGCAGGACCUGUCUGUCAGGCUGAGGCACCUCUGCACAUGCUGCAGCUGUCUGUGGGAGGAAGCACCCAGCACGGCGGUGGCCUCAGUUUUGGACGCUGCCAUUGGGGCUGAAGUGACUGCUCAGGACGUACAGGAGCCCAGUUGCUGAUCUGAAGGGAGACGACAAAGGGACCAGCUGAUGUUCUUCUCUCCAGCUGUCAGGGAAGAGGGCCAGUGUCCCCGAGAGUCUUGUUGACUAGCCACAAAGCAAGAACACCUGCUGCGUGGAAAACAAUGAUUCCUGCCCAUUGGUUGUACUGUUUGAUGCUUCUUUUGCCUAUAGAAUCCUGUAGGAUAUUAUGCCAGGCCUCCAGCAAAAGCAAGGAGAAGGUGACAUCCAGACCACAUGAUGUCUGUGAUGGUGUCUGUAAUAACAAUGGCACCCCCUGCUUUCAGUCUUGUCCUCCAGACAGUGAGGGCAACAUGAAAUUUGCCUGUAAGGCCAAGAAAUGGCACAAAGUCACUGAAACCUGCCACACUCUCAAUACCCACAGCAUCUUUGAGGAGGAUAAGGAACUAUAUUCAGUUCAAUCAUCUGAUUCAACCAUACGUACACACAUGUUUCAUAGAGAACUUAAAACCAUAAUGGAUACGUUGAUGGAAAAGUGUCCAAAGGAUUUGUCUUGUGUGAUCAAAGGCAUUGAGAGAUCUCCUCGGAUGCCAGGGAACAUUGCUGUGGUGGUGCAGCUCUUACACAACAUCUCAACAACUCUAACCAAAGACGUCAAUGAGGAAAAGAUGCAGAGUUACAGUGCCAUGGCUAACCACAUUCUUAACAGUAAAAGCAUAUCAAAUUGGACCUUCAUCCAAGACAGAAACAGCAGCUGUGUCUUGCUUCAAUCAAUCCAUUCAUUUGCAAGCAAGCUAUUUAUGAAGGAACAUCUCAUCAACAUAUCACAUGUCUUUAUUCAUACCUUGGGGACGGUCGUGUCCAGGGGCAGCCUUGGGAAGAAUUUCACGUUCUCAAUGCGAAUUAAUGAGACAAGUGAUAAGGUCACUGGGAGGCUACUGCUCAGCCCUGAAGAGCUUCAGAAGGUGCCUUCUGCUUUCCAGGUCAUCAGCAUUGCUUUCCCAACUCUUGGGGCCAUCCUGGAGGCCAGUCUUUUGGAAAAUGUGACUGUGAAUGGGCUCGUCCUGUCUGUCAUUUUGCCCGAGGAGCUUAAAAACAUCUCACUGAUAUUUGAAAAGAUCAGAAAAUCUGGAGAGAGGAAGUCCCAGUGUGUGGGAUGGCACUCCUUGGAGAGCAGAUGGGACUGGAGGGCUUGUAAAACGAUUCAAGAAAACUCCAGGCAAGCUGUUUGCCGUUGUCGGCCGAAUAAGUUAUAUACUUCUUUCUCCAUUCUAAUGUCUCCCAACACGUUGGAAAGCCCUGUUCUAACUUAUAUUACAUACAUAGGCCUGGGCAUUUCCAUCUGCAGCUUGAUCAUCUGCCUGGCCAUUGAGGUCUUAGUCUGGAGUCAAGUGACAAAGACAGAGAUCUCAUAUUUACGUCACCUGUGCAUCGCUAACAUUGCGGCCACCUUGCUGAUGGCUGAUGCGUGGUUCAUCGUGGCGUCUUUCCUCAGUGGCCCAGUACUACACCACAAUGGAUGUGUGGCCGCCACGUUUUUUGUUCACUUCUUUUACCUGUCCGUGUUUUUCUGGAUGCUUGCCAAGGCUCUCCUUAUCCUCUAUGGAAUUCUCAUUGUGUUUCAUACACUGCCCAAGUCGUGCCUGGUGGCCUCUCUGUUUUCCGUGGGCUAUGGGUGCCCUUUGGUCAUCGCCAUUAUCACACUUGCCGUUACAGAGCCUGGAAAAGGCUACCUCCGGCCCGAGGCCUGCUGGCUUAAUUGGGACAUGACCAAGGCUCUCCUGGCCUUUGUAGUACCAGCUCUGGCCAUUGUUGUAGUAAACCUGAUUACAGUCACAAUGGUCAUCAUCAAGACCCAGAGAGCUGCCAUCGGUAGUUCCAUGUUCCAGGAAGUAAGAGCCAUCGUGAGGAUCUGUAAGAACAUUGCCAUCCUCACACCACUGCUGGGGCUGACCUGGGGAUUUGGGAUAGCCACAGUCAUUAAUGGUCACUCCCUGGCCUUCCACAUUAUCUUCUCCUUACUCAAUGCACUCCAGGGCUUCUUUAUCCUGCUGUUUGGAACAAUCCUGGAUCCAAAGAUAAGAGAAGCCUUAAAGAGUCGAAUAACAUCUGCCAAAUGGAUCUCCAGAGUAUCAGAGGACUUUUCUUCUGAAUUCUCUUGUCAUCCAACCAAAGGGCCAAGCUAACAAAUUGGGAUGCACUCCUCAUAUGGGCGGUUGCUCAUUCCUGGAAUGGCAGUGCCCAAGGAAGCAUGCAUUUAAUUCCUGUCCUCUUGCCACUGGGCACUUUGAAGGAAACUUUCCACAUUGCAGCACCGAUGGAGGCAUGUGCAAAGCACGAAGGCCCCUCUCUUUAAGCUGUUCUGUGUUUCUAAUCAUGUCUUGCCCACCAACUGCAAAUCUAUAUAUGACACACUAAGCCUCCUCAAGGGACAAGAAGACAAAGUGGGACACAGCGACAGGAUCUCACAGGUGCCUCUAUCUUCAUACUGCUGCAUCACACUGAUCUUCAGGGCAAGAGCUCUGCUUUUCCUAGCCAAGGUGGCCUAGGAUGCCCUGUUUGGGAUUCUGUAGGAGGCCCCUGAAAAAGAAUCGCCAACACUUGCACUGACUCUAAGCAGCUCACCACUGGUUCUCGUUUAGAAGGCAUCCAUCUACCAGUACAUUCUAUCUUUUCAAUGUCAAAGGCAGUUGAUUAGAUGGUCAGCCUGGCUCGAACUUGGAUGCAACUUCUUUGACGGUGAACCAAGUGAAAACCAUAGAGUAUUUGAAUCGGACAUGAUGCCUGUUUAAAGAUGGGACAGAAGCCUGGAAUUGUGAGCCACAACUCUGCUGGAAUUGUGAACUGCAGCUCUGCUGUCCCUAGUCAACUCUAUUGGCUUUCUUUGCUCCGUUUUCUCUCCCAGAGCAUGGGGCCUCUGAGGGGCUUUCUGCUUACAUUUUCAGACCCGGGAGGUUUCUGAAACCUGGAUGUGGGAAAGGAAAUAUCAUAUUUCAAGUACAGUACUGUUCCAAGCUGUAUGUAAACAUAUUCAACAUUCAAAGCAGAUGUCACCCAACAGAGAACAAAUGCUAGUGGUGGUGAUGGUGGGGUAGAAACCCUUCCCAAAGCAAGCACACUGGCAGCUGCCCCUGAAGAACCACAGGGUCUAAAGACAAAGGGGCACAGACACACGGCCCAAGCCAUUCCAAGGAAGCCAGUAUUAUUGAUGUUCUAUUACAGAUGGGAGGCUAGGCAUGGUGGGAACUAUUAGAACCCCAACACUUGGGAUGCAGGGACUCAGAGAGCUGCUGUGAGUUCAAGGCCACCUUGGUUUAGUUUACAAGGUUAGUAGUAGACAGGACAAAGCUUAAGGGUAAGAUCCUGCCUAAUAAAGCAAUCAAAUACCCCUCCCAUAAAAUAAAUAAAAACAAAACAACAAAUAAAAUCAUAAGACACAAAUGGGAAGGGAGGCUCGAUCUGUGGGUGAGUAGCUAGCUCUCUUUCUCCUCCGUGUGUGUGAGAAUGUAUGUGUUGUUCAUGUGUGGGUGGUAUCUGUAUAUGCGUGGGUGUGCCCUAGAUGUUCAGGAGUGGACAUCUGGUGUCCUGCUCCACCACUCUCUGCCUUAUUCUUAGACAGGGUCUCUCACUGAACCUGGAGCUAGCCUGGCAGCCAGCCAGCCCCAGUGAUCAUUCUGAGUCUGCUGCCACCCACGGGCUACAGACAAGCAUGGUUGUCCCUGUAUUUUUAUGUGGUGUUGGGGGACUUGAAGUCAAGUCCUCAUGGUUAUACAAUAAGUCCUCUUACCACUUAGCCAUUUCCCCAGAUCACCCAUACCACAGUUAACAAAUCCAAAAAGAAAACUUCCUCUAAGUAGGGAAGGCUGAGAGGGUACAGGUACAGGGAAGACCAAUUAGAAGACGGGACAGGAUAUCCUAGCUGGGGAAGAGUUAUCCUUCCAGUGGGGUUGCUUAUGUUGGGACAGGGCAUCCCUUACAUGUGUCAGAGGCAGUUUAGCUAGCUACACGCCAGCAUAUCUCCUGAUCACUUUAACUAAAGAAGGUGGUGUAGACCCGGUGCUGCUGGCUUUUCCUUGGUACAGACACUGCAACAUCAUGAAGUAUCACUUGUUUACGGUCAGUGUAAUGAAGUCAAGGUGGAUGGUCUUGUAUAGCCAAAUGGGUGGAAGAAUGGACAUGUGUGAAGACUAAGUAAUGCACAGUGUAUGGAUGAGAAUUCGUGAGCACAGGGGGAGAGAGUGAGCACCAUCAUUUCUCUGUAUUCCGUGUUGAGCAGAUGUGUCUGGCUUGAAAGCGUUCAACUCCGGCAAACUCACUCUGUGUGACAGGAGGUGGUUUGUCACUGAUCAAGGAAGGCCUGAGGAUGCUCAGAGAUCUACUCUGGCAUUCUGGGGGUGGGGUGGGGGAAUCUCUUGAAGAAGUCUAGUCCUGAAUCUACAUGGCAGGCAUCUUGAAAGAUGUCAGUGGACAUGCCUAGCCUAAGUUGACUUGUGUGACACAUGCAGCAUGCUGUUCUGGUCAG